GUUGCAUUCUCUGUGGAAGCGAAAACGAUGGUUAUUGUUUCCAACCCAAAUGCACUGCAGACAAAGCAUUCUUGGUCUGUCGACAUUCCUGCAGAGGCUGUGAAUAUUUCCCGAUCAGCCAAUGGUGGAGAGGGAUUUGCAGGGGUAUUACGCUUUCCUAACAUGUCCAUGGAUUGCAAAAACAGCAGAGUUUUAGAUAAUGCUGUGUAUGGCAUGUCUAUGUCUGCCAACAUCUCCAAUUUGAAAGAUCCUAUCAAAAUUCAUUUUGAAAAUGUCAGCAUGGAGAAUGUUACGUUUAUCUGCACCUCCUGGAAUGGUGUCGGGGAUCAACCUACCUGGACAGAGGACGGAUGUGAGACAGUAAAGGGCAACAGCACCAUCACAUGCAAAUGUUAUCAUCUUACCUUCUUUGCCAUUCUAAUGAAUGCUCUACCAACUAACGACACCCUCUCCAAAUCGGACCUCGUCUCCCUGACAUACAUCAGCUACAUCGGCUGUGGCCUUUCCAUAUUUUUCCUGGGGGUGGCGCUUUUCACGCAUUUUCUGCUACGCAAAGCCAAGUCCAGCCAGGCCAUCCAGAUCCUGAUGAAUCUGUUCACAGCGCUCCUCCUCCUCAACCUGACUUUCCUGACCAACGAGUCGGUGGCCAACAUGGGCAGUAACAUCGGCUGCAUCAUCAUCGCCACCCUCAUGCACUACUCUAUGCUGUCCACGUUCACUUGGUUUGCUAUGCAAGCUCUCCACCUGUACCUGCGCCUCGUUAAGAUGAGCAACACCAAAGACAUCAAAAACUACAUGCUGAAGAUGUGCAUGCCAGCCUGGGCUUGCCCAGCUGUGGUUGUCAUCACUCUUGCUGUUCUGAAUAAGUACACACUGGUGACCAUUACCACCACUAGUGGAUUUCAAACAAAAACGUGCUGGAUAAAGGACACAACGGUGCACUUCGUGGUAAACAUCGGCUACUAUGCACUGGUGUUCCUCUUCACGCUGGGCAUCUUCUUUGUGGUGGUGCAAAAAAUCCUCAUGUCCAGCAAGCUGAAGGUCAAGGACGCCAAGACGCCCUCUGUCUCCAAGAACAUAAUGGCCAUUAUGAGCCUGCUGGCCCUGCUAGGACUCACCUGGGGGGUGGCGUUCUUCAGCUAUGGGCCCAUGAUGAUACCAUCCUACUACAUAUUCUGUGUUCUCAAUGCCUUUCAAGGGUUUUUCCUGUUCAUCUAUUACUACAAUAACAGCAAGGACCUUGCCGAAGACACAAAGCCUGACAACCCAACAUUCAGUAGCAGCACAUCUUCUAAUAUAGCUACAAGCAAUACCUAUGUAACCCAAGGCUAAGUACUCAAGUUAAAAAAAAACAAGGUUCCCAACAAAUUGGACGGUUCUCAUAAAGUUCUACAGUGCACUUUUAGAAAAAUGAUUCAUUAUGGGUUGUUUUUCUUUUACAGAGAGAUAGAUCCAGAUUAGUGGG
This is a messenger RNA of Alosa alosa (allis shad), 1465 nucleotides long. Its product is annotated as adhesion G-protein coupled receptor G2-like. The record is from RefSeq and is a predicted model, not a curated record. The coding region runs from base 28 to 1332 and encodes 434 amino acids. The transcript is spliced from 10 exons. Gene Ontology annotation, biological process: adenylate cyclase-activating G protein-coupled receptor signaling pathway; cell surface receptor signaling pathway. Gene Ontology annotation, cellular component: membrane. NCBI's taxonomy places the organism in Eukaryota, Metazoa, Chordata, Actinopteri, Clupeiformes, Clupeidae. Gene Ontology annotation, molecular function: G protein-coupled receptor activity.